GCAGGGGGUUGGACUAGAUAACCUCCUGAGGUCCCUUCCAACCCUAAUAUUCUAUGAUCAACACCCACCUCCCCUGCUUUCCCCAGGCAUGUACACCAGUUUCCCUUCUCCCCUGCCUAUCCUACUGAAUAGAUCUGGAGAGCAGGAUUAGUGAUAAUUCUCUGCCCUUAUUUUUCAGAACUCAACAUUCACAUCAGCAGAGCCUGGCACAGGGAAUCUUCUCCCUCUGAGAAACCCCCAAAGAAUUACCCUUUGUCAAAAUGGCAGCUCUCCUCCACUGCUCUCAACCAUAUUGCCUCCAGGGCAGGCUGUGAACUGAGGACAAUGGCAGACAGUGGCCGUUUUGCCAACGGGCAGUUUUUAGUGAGUUUUUCUGAAGACAUCCCAUCUUGAUUUAAGAAAUUGUCAAUGAUGGGGAAUCCACCUGGUAAACAGUUCCCAUGGUUAAUUGCUGUCAUGGUUAACAAUUUACGCCUUUUCUCCAGUCUGAAAUCCUACAUAUUUCUUUUCAAAAGCUACUCUUUGCACCGGAUCUGCUCCAGAUUCAUCUCCCUGCCAAUUUUUGCCUAGAUAGACAAUGGCUAAGAUAAGAUCAAAAAGGACCUCAAAAAAAAAAUGAUGCCAAAUGCUAACUUUCUAAAGGCCCACUUUUAAAUCCAUUUUCCACUCCUAAAAUAAUAGAUUGAUUUGUAAAUUCUUGCAGAAUUCGGCCUCCACUCGGAGUGAGUGCUGUAAUUUAGCGGGGAUAGGCUGUGUUCUCUAGACAUAAUGAACAAGCUGAAUCCUUGCUUUAAGAACACAGUUCACUCAGCUUUAACUAUGGAUCCAUGACUGGCACCUCCAGAACUCUUUAGAUAGAAGGUGUCCCAGCAUGCCUGGCUCCUUUAAGGGGAGAUGGGCCCAGCCCACCUGUGACUAAUAAGUUACCUCCUCGCAGGCUGUGGGGCCAGGGCAUCAGGUGAUAGCUUGAAAAGCACCUGGUCUUUAUAUAGGCCAGCAAGAGCUCAGUCGAGAGUGGCUGGGAGCCUGAUGCUUGCAGGAAUUGCUGUGGUCAGGGAAAGAACCCAGCGGUCAGGAGCCUGGCCGAAACUGGCAACGCCCCCAGGUGCCACCCCCUGACCGCGGAGCCCGGCUGCCAUGAGAUGCUUCCCAAAGCGCUUGCUCGCUACUGCCCUGACGCUCCUGGGUCUGCUCCUGCUCCUCAGCCUCUGCCUGCAGCGCCCGGAGGACCCACUGGUGGAAGAGGUGAAGCGCUGGGCCCAGGAAAUGGUGCUGCAGCAACUCCAACCCGAGGGGAACCUGCGCAGCUUCCAGGAGCUGUGGAACGCCUCUGCCUCCAGGAACGUCUCCUAUCGCUACCUAGCCGGCUACCCCCCCUCUAGGAAGAGGUUCCUCACUGUGGGGCUGUCAUCCGUCAAGCGGAAGCGAGGCAACUACCUCCUGGAUACGCUGAAGUCCAUCUUCAAGCAGUCAACCCAGGAGGAGCUGGAGGAGAUGGUGGUGGUGGUGCACCUGGCUGACCCGGACUCGGAGUGGAACACCCAGGUGGUGACAGACAUUACCGCAAGAUUCACUCCCCACCUCCUCCGGGGCCAACUGCUGGUUAUCCAUGCCCCUCCGGAGUGCUACCCGCCCCUGGAAGGCCUGAAGAGGAACUACAAUGAUGCUGAGGAUCGAGUGCAGUUCAGAUCCAAGCAGAACGUGGACUAUGCGUAUCUCCUCAGCUUUGCUGCCAACCUUUCCUCCUACUACCUCAUGAUUGAGGAUGACGUGCAGUGCUCCAAGUCCUUCUUCACUACCAUCAGGAAGGCAGUGGCAUCCCAGGAAGGCUCCUACUGGGUCACGCUGGAGUUCUCCAAGCUGGGCUACAUUGGCAAACUCUACCACUCCAGCGACCUGCCCCAGCUGGCCCAGUUCCUGCUGCUGUUCUACCAGGAAAUGCCGUGUGACUGGCUGCUGGGGCACUUCCGCCUGCUGCUCACCCAGAAGGAGGUGAUUCGCUUCAAGCCAUCCCUCUUCCAGCACAUCGGCCUGUACUCCUCCUUCCAGGGGGCGGUCAACCGGCUGAAAGACAACGACUUCGAGGCAGAUUCCUUGGACCUGCCUGAUAACCCCCCAGCUUUUAUGUUCACAGACAUAGAGACCUUUGAGAACUACCUGCCCAGCAAGGCCUACAGCACGAUGCCGGAGUACUUCUGGGGGAAAUCCCCGUCUGCCGGCAGCCACUUCACCAUCGUGUUCCACCAGCCUGCCCGUAUCUCACGGCUCCAGGUCCACACCGGCUCUGAGGAGCGCCACACCGACUAUCUCCACUCAGGGACUGUGGAGCUGGGCAGCCAGCGGCAGGGGAAAGGCAAGGGCUGCUCUACAUACACCCACGUCGGAGCCUUUGAGAAGGGACACUUUGAACGGAGUGGCUUGGAGAACAGCACGGCUGCCGCCCCGGAGUGCGUGCGGAUCCUAGUGACAGAGAGUCAGAGCGAAUGGCUGAUCAUUCGCAGCAUCAGCAUCUGGACCAAAGCAAACAGCUAAGGGGGGUGCAGGGGACAGAGGCACGGCUGGUGACCCACAUGCCAGGGAGCUGGCCUCCCUUCUCAGGGGCAAGCAAGCAGUUUGGAGGUGUCUGAGGGGCAAUGGAGUGUGGUGGCACUGCCCCUCUCAGGCAAUGGCACCCUGCAGGGGAGGCGCAGUGAGGGCCUAGUGGGGAAGGAAGAUGGGGCACUGAGGGUCAGGGCAGUGGCACAGCAGGAUCCUGGUAGCAUGGCAAGAUUGUGCAUUAGGACAAGAAAUGGGAGCUAAUGCAGCACAUUGAUACUCUGGCCUUUCAGGGUGCCCUAUGUCCUUGGGCACUAAUUGCCGGUGUAUAGGAGAGCCUGGCCCCGCAGAGCUGACUGACUUCUUUGAACUGCUUCCUGUGGGGGCCGUGCAGUCAGAACCAGGCCCGGGUAAGCAUCCCGCUGGGUCAGGCCCCAGGAGCAAGACCUGAAAUGGUGCUUGCAGCAGACUGCUGGGGCUCUGGAGAGGUCAGGAGAGCCAUCAGUGCCCGGCUCGGGGCAGGUUCGGGGCAUUGUCUACUGGGGAGCUCUAGCCCAGACGUGGGCAAAACCAAUGCCCCAGCGUGUGAGGCUGCUCCCAGGGCAGAGGCAGCCACGUGGGAAACCUUGGCUCAGGAUCCUACUGCUCACGGCCGACCUGCUCUACCCCGACAGUUUAGAACUGGGAGUCCAACUUCUCCAGCCUGACGGCUAAAAUGCUGUACCCCAAAUGCCAGGGGGCUACACUCACGGUCGGAGGGGCAGGUUAUUAAUCACAUUCAUUACAGCAGUGCCUAGGGACCAGCCAAAAUCAGGGCCUGAUAGUGGGAGGUGCUGUGCAAACACGGAGUGGCAGACAAUCCCUGCCCUCAAGCGCUUACAGUCUAACUAGCCAAGCCAGCCCCCUUCUCGCUCCUGACUUCUUCUGAAACCACAUUGAAACCCUAGAAGCAAGGCUCUGUGUGGCCCCUGGCACCACGGGGCGAAACCCAGGGGCAAGAAGUCCGUUCUGUGGCAGUGUUCAUCUAGUGUAUCCACUGUUAGGUUCCAGCCUUUGACAAUCGCGAGAUUGUAAAAAUCUCAUGACUUUUAAGC
Messenger RNA from Mauremys reevesii (Reeves's turtle), 3629 nucleotides. Its product is annotated as alpha-1,6-mannosyl-glycoprotein 4-beta-N-acetylglucosaminyltransferase-like. Gene Ontology annotation, molecular function: acetylglucosaminyltransferase activity. Gene Ontology annotation, biological process: protein N-linked glycosylation. The transcript is spliced from 4 exons. Bases 1138 to 2532 code for a protein of 464 amino acids. NCBI's taxonomy places the organism in Eukaryota, Metazoa, Chordata, Testudines, Geoemydidae. The record is from RefSeq and is a predicted model, not a curated record.